UAUUUUACAAUACCAUUUAGGUUAUGAGAACAUGGUUCGACACAGUAGAUUAAUGUUUCUUGAAUACAAUCUGGCAAUGAUAAAUAAUAAGUUAUAUAAGUUUAUUAACUUAUUUUUAUUACUUAGUUUAUUAAGUUUAUAAACUACAAAAAGUAUUCUUUGAAAUAUAUUCGUCCGGUUUAUAGAAUAUUACAAAGUCGUUUUGAUCUACUUGAAAUGUUAUUUGCAAUCGAGAACUGUGCGAUUCGUUUUUCACCGCGAAUCUUCCGACGAUGUUUUUCAAGAAAUUUCGACGUUCAACCAACUGACGCGAGAGAAUUUGUAUUGCAACCCAGUCACAAUACCACGUCUGUACGUCGAGAAAAUGAAAAAUGUCUGAAGAUAGCUAUUUUGGGUGCACCUAAUGUUGGAAAAAGCACACUUGUCAAUCAGCUCAUCAAGAGAUCGGUGUGUGCAACAUCCAGCAAAGUACAUACUACACAAGCUAAGGCAGAUGCAAUUUAUUCAGAAGGCAAUACACAGUUAAUAUUUAUGGAUACACCUGGAAUGGUAUCCACAAAUGUAUCAAAACGAUACAAGUUGACUACUAGUUUUCGAAGAGAUCCUAAAAAUUCCUUACAGACAGCAGACAUCGUAGGACUUGUGCAGGAUUCUCAUAAUGUAUUCUCUAGACACAAAAUCGACCCAGAUAUACAAGGAUUGCUGGAGAAGGUGGAAGAUAAAAUUCCCAUGAUCCUAAUACUUAAUAAAGUGGACAAGUUGAAGAAGAAGAAUACACUGUUACAUCUUGUAACAGUUUUGACCAAGGCCAAAACUUCUUUAAAAUUCACAGAUGUAUUCAUGAUAUCAGCUCUAAAUGGAGAUGGUGUUGAUGAUUUAAGGACCUACUUGUUGGAUUCAGCCAAAUCACAAGGAUGGUGUUACGAGGGACAUAUGUACAGCAAUCAGACAUGCGAGGAGAUAAUACAACAGACAGUGCGGGCAAAGCUGCUGGACAAUCUUCCGCAGGAGUUGCCGUACAACAUGCAAGUGAAGUUGGAACAUUUUGAUCCUGGUCCAGACGACAGCAUCAGUGUCUUGGUAUCUAUCAUAUGUCCCAACAAGCGCAUCUGUGGUAUGGUGGUAAAACACACAGAACGACUUAAGAACAUUGCAGUUAUAGCUGAGCAGGAAUUGCAGCAUGCCUUUCGAACGUUGGUAAAGUUGAAGAUAAACGUGCAAUCUGCAAAAUAACUCGCGUUUGUUUUAAUUUACCUUAAGUUAAGUAACCUGCUCCUGUGUUUUUAAGUAUUUUGUAAAUAAUAUCAGAUCGAACGCGAAAGAUUCGAGUAAAUGAAGACGUUGAAAAACA
Odontomachus brunneus is the source of this 1351-nucleotide messenger RNA. Its product is annotated as GTPase Era, mitochondrial. The coding region runs from base 217 to 1233 and encodes 338 amino acids. The record is from RefSeq and is a predicted model, not a curated record. Gene Ontology annotation, biological process: ribosomal small subunit assembly. Gene Ontology annotation, cellular component: mitochondrial matrix. Gene Ontology annotation, molecular function: ribosomal small subunit binding; GTP binding; rRNA binding. The transcript has 3 exons. Lineage: Eukaryota; Metazoa; Arthropoda; Insecta; Hymenoptera; Formicidae.